Molecule: messenger RNA, 1341 nt
Organism: Cyphellophora europaea CBS 101466
Lineage: Eukaryota; Fungi; Ascomycota; Eurotiomycetes; Chaetothyriales; Cyphellophoraceae
Exons: 1
Coding region: 1-1341 (446 amino acids)
Molecular function (GO): NADP binding; NAD binding; oxidoreductase activity
Source: RefSeq, a predicted model, not a curated record
AUGUCAUCCGCUAAGCCUGAAGUGUCUUUUAUCGGCCUCGGGGCCAUGGGCUUCGGUAUGGCAACCCAUCUCCUCAAGCAAGGAUACAAAGUGACAGGCUUCGACGUAUUUGGUCCGACUCUAGAGAGGUUCAAGGCAGCGGGAGGAGGCAUUGCGUCAAAGGCAGCUGAGGCCGCUCGGGGUAAGGACUACUGCGUAUGCAUGGUGGCUACUGCUCAGCAAGCGCAGGCUGUCCUGCUGGGUCGGGACACUCCAGCUGUGCCAGCCCUGCCAAAUGGCGCAACCCUGCUAUUGUGCUCAACAGUUCCGUGUGGUUACGUACAGCAGCUGCAGAAACAACUCUCAGACACAGGUCGUGGUGACAUCAACCUCAUCGACUGCCCAGUUUCUGGAGGUGCCUAUCGCGCAGCUGAAGGUACCCUAUCCAUAAUGGUCGGCGCAAGUGAUCAGGCAAUCGCGAAAGGGCGCUUUCUUCUGGAAGAGUUAUCCGAUCCGGAAAAGCUCUACAUCGUUAAGGGCGGCCUCGGUGCAGGGAGUAACAUAAAGAUGUGCCAUCAAGUCCUGGCGGCGAAUCAGAUUCUGGCAGCAAGUGAGGCAAUAGGGUUUGCGAUGCAUCUGGAUUUGAACCUGCAGGAAACCGGAAAUGCGGUCAUCCACUCAGAUGCUCGUAGCUGGAUGUUCGGUCACAGAUUGCCGCGCAUACUGCACCCGCAGUUCCAGCCGCUCGUCAGCGCCCUGACUAUCAUCACAAAAGACACGAGUAUUAUCACUUCUGAAGCCAGGCGCUAUUCAUUCCCCACACCCAUGACUAGUGCGGCAGAGCAGGCUUACUUUACUGGACUAGGCCGGGGAUAUGGUCCAGAUGAUGACAGUGGCAUGGUCAGGUUAUACACGGAAGGAAAGGAUAAAGUUGGCCCAGUCGAUGGCCUUGUCGAGAGUGAAGCCGAAAAGAACGCACUUGUUCAGGGUCUUCUGAGGGGCAUACAUCUGUGCUCAGCGGCGGAGACUCUGGCAUUCUCUCAUUACCUCAAUCUCGACCUCGAUCAGGUAUUAGAGUUGUGCGUAAACGCUGCCGGAGGAAGCGGUAUACUGGAAAGUAUUGGCCCGGAUAUCAUAAAGACGCUCAGGGAAGGGAGACCUCCGCAAUCCGCUGGCGCCUAUCGUCUUCAGCAAAUUGCCCAAGAGCUGCAAGAUGCUGUGGAUGAGGCUCAGAGGUUGAAAGCGCCCUUGAUUCUAGGAAGCCAGGCGCUGAAUCUGAUACGGAUAGUACAGCAACAUGCUCCUCAGGAGUUCAGGGAGCAUGCAGGAGCCGCCUCUGUUGUUAAGCAGUGGGCAAUCUGA